UAGUGCGCACGCUCAGCAGCGACAACAGCCACGCAGUUCAUGCAAAACCAAAAAUAAUAUAUAUAAAUUUUCUCAGACGUCGCGUCCAGCAAUCGUGAUAAGCCCGAAGCCGAGCAUUAAUAACAUUAAGACUUUUGUGCUAGAAAAUCAACAAAGUAUUUUAAGCAAAUCAAACGAAUUACAAUACGGAACGUGUGUGCGCAAUUGAAGCAACAAUUGUGACAAUCGCAGGAUUAAAGCAGCUUUCAACAAUUUUAUUAUUAAUUUAUAACAAAUACACACACACACGCGCGCAAAACAUGUGCCCAUUAAAACCACAAUUUUACACCCUGGCUGUGACCCUGGGCUUGGUUUGCCUGGCGACGGCUAUGCCACAAAAUCCACAGCAGCUGCAGGAUGGGCCGCACACGCUGCUGGACAUCGAGACGCCCAAUCAGUUCAGCUACAACUCGCCGCUGGCCCAGCCGGACAGUUUGCGCAACAAGCCGUACUUUGAUUUCCUGAGCACGCUCUAUGCCCACGACUCGGCCAAGACUGACCUGUUUCGCAAUCGGCCGCAACGCGAUCUACAGUCACAGACACAGUCACAGUCCCAGCCAGAGCCGGAGCUGAAGGCGCAGGAGCUGUCGCUGACGCCCGCUGAGGAGCCGAAGAGUCAACGCCGGGAUCGCAAGCGUCGCGCGAUCGUAUUCCGUCCGCUGUUCGUCUAUCAGCAGCGCGAGAUCCGCAAGAAGGAGAUUGCCGCCAGGCGACGCAGCGACGAGAUUAGCCGUCGCAACUACAACGAGUACUACAAGCGGGUGUAGUUGCGUCUACACCGAAUCCGAUCUUAAAUCUAAUCAACAACCAUGCACAAGAAUCAUGCCACAAUGAGCAAUGGCUAUGGCUGUCACUGGUCUUCUACAGGGUCCUCUCUAGCACUUAGCUUUUUUUAUUAUUGUGUUUUAGCCAUAAGUUAGCCCAGCACAACGCACUGCAGACACGAACACGAACACGACACUCGACUAACUAUCUAUCUAUUAUAAUCUAUAUAUUAUUACAUAUAACACAUAUAUUCACCCACUCACAGACACACACACACCCCUGCAUACGCACAUCCCUCCUAACUAUGUUAAGUAAUCGUAUCCCUAAAUUAAUAUGCAUGUAUGUUAUAUUUGUUAACUGAU
This is a messenger RNA of Drosophila novamexicana, 1166 nucleotides long. RefSeq lists its product as uncharacterized. Lineage: Eukaryota; Metazoa; Arthropoda; Insecta; Diptera; Drosophilidae. Bases 300 to 806 code for a protein of 168 amino acids. The transcript has 2 exons. The record is from RefSeq and is a predicted model, not a curated record.